Laccaria bicolor S238N-H82 is the source of this 1407-nucleotide messenger RNA. RefSeq lists its product as uncharacterized. The record is from RefSeq and is a predicted model, not a curated record. Gene Ontology annotation, biological process: translation. Gene Ontology annotation, molecular function: GTP binding; GTPase activity. Lineage: Eukaryota; Fungi; Basidiomycota; Agaricomycetes; Agaricales; Hydnangiaceae. The coding region runs from base 1 to 1407 and encodes 468 amino acids. The transcript has 8 exons.
AUGACUUUCGCAAGGGAAAAACUUCUCGAAGAAGUGAAACGUAUAAAUGAUGCUCAGGACGGGCGAAAAGGCGUCAGCGUAGUCGUGAUCGGUGCGCCACUGAGUUGUCUCCAUAUUAACGGUCUCUUUCAUGCAUUUUUAGGUCAUGUCGACGCUGGUAAAUCCACUCUCUUAGGCCGAUUGAUGUAUGAACUCGGCGAGUUGGACGAAAAGAUUAGAAGGGCAAAUGAGAGAGGCAGCAGCUCUGCUGGGAAAAGUAGUUUCAGCUGGGCAUGGGGUCUUGACGGUACAACCGAGGAACGAGAAAGGGGCAUCACUAUGGAUAUUGCACUCCGGUCCUUAAAGACGACGCAUAGACAAAUUACCGUCCUCGACGCCCCAGGCCACAAGGAUUUCAUCCCGAAUAUGAUUUCUGGGGCAUCUCAAGCUGACUGUGCAUUGCUCGUUGUUGAUGCCACAACAGGGGAAUUCGAGGCUGGCUUUGAGAAAGGUGGACAAACUAGAGAACAUCUUCUCCUCACACGGAGCUUAGGUGUUGCUCAGGUGAUCGUAGCCAUCAAUAAACUUGACCAGGUCGAAUGGAGUGAGAGUCGAUACGAAGAAAUCUGCGCAGUUCUCCGUCCGUUCUUGGCACAAUCUGGCUUCCAUCCCAGCAAGACGAAAUUUGUUCCCGUCGGCGCAAUGCAAGGAAUCAAUUUGUUGCAGCGCGAAGGUGCUGAUUCAUCUUCCCUUCGAGAAUGGUACUCGGGCCCUACACUGGUUGAUUUUCUUGAUCAAUUGGACCCUCCCGCCCGCGAUGUCACUGCACCCCUGCGAAUUCCUAUUUCGAAUGUUUUUAAAGGCCAAGGAUCUGGUGCUGUCGCCGUCUCUGGAAGACUCAUCGCCGGUAUUGUUCAGACUGGGGAACGCUUGAGGGUUCUUCCUGGGGAUGAGAGUGCCAUAGUUAAAUCAAUUGAGGUUGAGGACAAGUUUGUCCCGUGGGCAGCGGCGGGUUCAAAUGCAACUCUCAACUUGAGUGGAAUCGAGGCCAUCAACUUGGGCAUUGGCAGUGUCUUGUGCCCUCUGACGGAUUUGAUCCCCCUGGCCACCGUAUUCACCGCUCGGAUCAUUGUUUUUGAUAUUCAAGUGCCAAUUACUGCUGGAACCUCAGUUGAACUUCAUCAUCAUUCACGUGACGUUCCUGCCACCACUUUGAAAUUAAUAUCAACCAUUGACCGCUCAUCGGGAAACGUAAUCAAAAGCAAUCCACGCGUGUUGACGAAAGGAACUUCAGCUGAAGUGCAAAUCGGACUCCGCCCAAGGAUCCCAUUAGAGCCUUUUUCCGUUAACAAAGACAUGGGACGGAUUCUUAUCCGGAGGGCUGGCGAAACUAUUGCUGCUGGUGAGUUUGACAUUCAACAUUUAUGA